AGCUGUCACUUCAAGAAUUCCCGCUGGCUUCUGCCUUCUUCUCCCUACAUCCCCAUACUGCAACUCAACUACAUCGCCCGGAGGACUACGACUGUCGAUCGGCGUCAACAUGGCCUCCCUCCAACGAAUCCUGGUGUCUUUUAUGGUCGUCCUGACCUUCGCUUUCGCCUAUUUUGCCCAGACGGCCGAAGCUCAGAAAGGCCCCAAGAUCACUCACAAGGUCUACUUCGAUAUCAAGCAGGGCGAUGAAGAGUUGGGCAGGAUCGUCAUGGGACUGUAUGGAAAGACGACACCAAAGACGGCCGAGAACUUCCGAGCUCUCUGCACGGGCGAGAAGGGCUUUGGAUACCAGGACUCUUCCUUCCACCGUGUCAUCAAGGACUUCAUGAUCCAGGGUGGUGACUUCACGAAGGGCGACGGCACUGGAGGAAAGUCCAUUUACGGCGCCAAGUUUGACGAUGAGAACUUCAAGUUGAAGCACUCCAAGAAGGGUCUUCUCAGCAUGGCCAACUCCGGCAAAAACACGAACGGCUCGCAAUUCUUCAUUACGACCGUCAUCACCUCUUGGCUCGACGGCCGCCACGUGGUCUUCGGCGAAGUCCUCGAGGGCAUGGACAUCGUUCACAAGAUCGAAAACACACCCAAGGGAGGAAACGACAAGCCUACUGUCGCCGUGACGAUUGCGAAGAGUGGAGAGUUGGAAGUGCCAGCAGAAGGUAUCAGAGCUGAACUCUAGUCUUCAUACUUCUUGAAAUACUACCUUGUCCUGGUCUCGAAGGCGGCGCUGAACCGAUUGCUCCCCUCGACGAGGACGAAGUCUUUACAGGCAACAGUGGCAAAGCCAUGGGCGGAAGCAUCUCCCAGGAAACUGUUGCUGACUUCAAGUCUGACGUUGCAUCUCACUUCAGCAGCGAGGGCCUCGUCAGCAGUCCUAAGCAGAGCAUGGGCUAUCCUUUCAAGCUAUUCCUCGUGGCUUGCAUCUUGUUCGCCUGUUGGAUGUUUGUGCAGGCGCAUGGAAGCAGGAGGGGAAGUGCUGCCGGGCUGUAAGGUGGUACGCGAAAGUGUCACAAAGGCGGCCAAACAGUGACAUAAAACAGGAUAAUGGUAUGACGCGACAAUGAGUAGAUACAGGAUGUAGUAUUGGAUAUUCCCAUAUCUAGUACAUCACGACAAGAUGUUACAAAGCUCUUUGUGAGAAC
This is a messenger RNA of Sphaerulina musiva SO2202, 1199 nucleotides long. RefSeq names its product peptidyl-prolyl cis-trans isomerase B precursor. The record is from RefSeq and is a predicted model, not a curated record. The transcript is spliced from 4 exons. Gene Ontology annotation, biological process: protein folding; protein peptidyl-prolyl isomerization. NCBI's taxonomy places the organism in Eukaryota, Fungi, Ascomycota, Dothideomycetes, Mycosphaerellales, Mycosphaerellaceae. Gene Ontology annotation, molecular function: peptidyl-prolyl cis-trans isomerase activity. The coding region runs from base 110 to 736 and encodes 208 amino acids. Gene Ontology annotation, cellular component: fungal-type vacuole; endoplasmic reticulum.